Molecule: messenger RNA, 10739 nt
Organism: Cinara cedri
Lineage: Eukaryota; Metazoa; Arthropoda; Insecta; Hemiptera; Aphididae
Source: the annotation of a GenBank genome assembly
GUGUAGUGUGUACACAAAUCUGUAUAUCACUACGAAUUUUAAAUUGUUUUACAUUAUUAUUGUUCGGUUAUUAUAUAACCUUAUUUAGUAGUUAAAACUUAGACUGUCAUAAAACUUAUAUCGUCUCUUAAUAUCCGGAUUAUUGUCAAUACUGAAAUGAUGAUCACUAGUUUGCUGAGACCAAAUAUGAUGAAUGAUACGUCAGAAUGCAGUAAGCUAAAAUAAAAUAGUACCUAUCUACUUAGUUUUUAAAUACUACUUGAAAUUUACUAUAUCAAUGGUGUGAUAUAAUUAUUUAGUUAUUAUUAAACAAUUCUUUGCUUACAAACAAGCUUUAGGAACACUAUUAUAACAUGAGCAUCUGCUGAUUGUGUAUACCUACACAACGUCUCUACAUUUUUGUACUAAUGAUAAUUUUUGGUUUUUUUUUAACACAGUCUUAAAAAGUAACUUAAUUUUAAAAAUCUUUUGGAAAAUAAAACUUAAAAUAUUUCAGAUACUUUUGUUCAGGUCCCAUUAAAUUCCAUUCAUAAGAUAUGACUGAACAUAUGUUAGCUGACGAUAAUAUUGAUGGUUAGAAAAAAAGAGCGUUGAGUGUAAGUGCCACUUCCCAAAUUGUUCAGGAGAGCCGUAAUAUUGUGUUACAACCAUAGGACAUUGUAUGACAAAUGGUUUUUGGACUUCAUAUGUUAAGUUAUCAACUUUUAAGUGUUUUUGUCGAUUCAUUUUUCUUAAUUAUAAUAUAAUUAUGCAUUUAAUGCCAUUAUAAAAAAAAAAGACAUGCCCCUUUUUUGUCUGGCAUUUACACUUUACAAGUUAUUCUGUUGAAUAUAAUGGCUUAUAGUUUAAUAUUGUCAUUUUUUCAAUAAGUAGGUUUGAUAAAAAACAGAAAAAUACUAUUAAGCGGGAAUUAAGUAAUGAUAAAUAGAUGUAAUCGCCAGUAAUGCUUAAAUUCUAUCACAUUUUCCUGAAUGUUGUUACGUUCUUUAAUUGGCGUUUACAAUUUUUAAAUCCCCCUAAUUAUUAUCUACUAUUUGCAGUUUAUGUCCAUAAUUUAAAACUUCGAUUGUUGAAAAUAAAAAUGAUAUUGAUGUUUAGGUUGGAUCAAUCGAUAUAUAUAAUUAUGCAGUUUACGAUAAUAUGCAAAGUCGAUUUUAAAAUAAAUGUCGCUUACGUCCUUUUACCUUAUAACCGUUAAAUUAUUAUUGUCAUAAUUUAAUAAUUAUAUUUUGUAAUUAGAAACAUAAUAUAUUAAUACACCCUUAAAUAAUAAGGAUAAAUAAAAGAUUUAUAUUUUAUGAGUAGAAGCCGGAAUUAAAUUCGUAUACAUAUUUUUUUUUAAGUCUAUGCAGUUUGAAAGAUUUACAAAUCGUGAAACGUAUAAAUCAAUAGCAACCUUUUUUUUUGCAUAUUGUAGGAUAUUUCAAGAUGAAAGAAUAUUUUGUCUAAAAAAGAAUAUUAAAGAAUAUACUGAUUUAUUUUUAUGGAUUUUCAAUAUUUUGUGUUACAGUGGCGGAAAUAUAAUAUACUAUAUUAUAAUAUUGAUGUCAUUUUAUAGUCUGUAGUUAAUUUUUAAUGAUAAUUUUUCACCAGCAUAUGAUAACUGAUUUGUAGCAUGCUCCUAUGACUUCAGUUGACGUUAAACAUUCUUUCAGUACUUAUAAAAACAUUCUAACUGACCAUCCUACAAACAUGACACCAGAGCACAUGGAAACAAAUAUAAUUAUAAACAGUUUUCAAAAAUUGUCUUAGUUAAAAAUACCUCAUUAAUCUAAUUAAAUAAAAUAAAUAAAAUGUGUAGUCGUAGCUUUUUAAGCCGUUUUAUUUUUUAUUGUAUACCUAUUUAUAUCAGAUUAUUUUUUUAUUUUGUAUAUUAUUAUUUGCAUAUAAAAGCAUAUUUUUAAUUUAAGAUAAUAUAAAAGGAUAUUUUUGGAUAUUUUAUUAAAAUUUUUAAAGAAUAUUAGAAGAAUAUUUUCAUUAUUUUUAAGAUAGUAUUGGCAUCUUAUUUUUGCUAUAUUAAGAGAAUAUUAUUCCUGCCUCUAUUUAUGAGAAAUCUUUGGAAGAAAAAAUUUAAAAAUCUAUUUAACAUUAUGAUUUAAUUGAUUUAGUUUUAAAUUUCAAAAAGGCAAAUUAUGUACCUACUGAUUAAUAUUUUAUUAAAACAAAUAUCUAAUUAUUGUAUUUUAAUUAAAAAAAUAAUAAAAAAAUUUCAAUGAUAUUGUUAGUGUUGAAUACUUUGUCUAAUCAUUCAUCACUAUCGAACUUUGAAUGAUCUCUUGAGCUUUGAUGAACUCAGAAUCACCAUUCCACAUACUUUUUCAAAAAUUCUGGAGAGAUAUUGGAUGAUAAAAUGCUCAUACUUUUUUUUAAAGCUAUGACCAUUUUUUUAUAAUCUUCAUGUGAAAUUAGAGAAUCAAACAACGUUAAUCCUGAUAACUUACAUACCAUAACUGUCCUGAAAAUGUUCUCCAAUUUGUUUUUUAUGAAUACUAUGAUAUUGCAUUAAAUCUUUGAGCAUUUGGAGAUCAUUCAGGUGCUAAGAUUGAGCUCUAACACAUGUACUAAUUUCCCAAAUAAACCUGAACAAUAAAGAUAUUACAUUGUUAGAGUCCCAUUAAAUUAAUUUACUCUGAGUUAGAGUUCAUCUCUGAAAAUAUCCAUUUGCAUGCAAUAUAUCAAUUUUGCCAUCUCUACCUAGUAAGAUAAUAAAAAACACCACUUUUUAUAAAAGGGUUGAUUGCAGCUUCUAAAUAUCAUCCAAAACUUAUAAAAAAGGUGGAAAAUAUUUAUAUAUUCCCGAAAACAUAAUACUAAAUGAGUGAACAAAUCAAGAGAAAAAUAUUUUUUUUGAUCCACUCUAAUAGCCACUUAAUAAUUGUAUUUUUUUAUUAUGGCAUGGUAUUGGUUUACAGAUGGGAUUGAAAAAAGUAAUAUUAGCUUAAAAUUUCAAGGGAAAUAUUUCAAAAUUUAAUAUGCUUUGAUUAAUAAAUUAAAAGUAAUUAUUAAUUUAAUACCUAGUAAUUAAUUGUAUCCCUUAGGUUUUUAUACUAUCAUAAUAUGUGUAUUGUAUCUACUUAUAUAUAGGUAUAUUAAUAAAACUAAUUUUAAAUCAUUGAUAGGUUAUGAAAUGCUUAAGGCAUUAUAUGAUUAUGAAGAUAGUUCAUCAGAAAGAACACUUGAUUUCAAAACCAAUGAUGAAUUUUUCAUUUAUCGAGAUAUUGGAGAUAAAAAGAGUUGGUGUUUAGUUAUUAACCAAACUGGUGAUAAAGGAUACGUGCCAUAUAAUUAUGUAAAAACCAUAUAUGUAUGUAUGUUAGGUAUAUGAUACUUAUAUUUGUUUUAUUAAUUAUAAAUAUUUUUUAUUUUUAUCAGGUAAAAGAUACUCACGUCUUGGAAUUCUUAGAGAAAUGUCUGUCUACUGUUCAACAAAAACUUGAUAAGAAUGAUAAUUCAUCCAACCAAUAUAACAUUUACGAAACAUUAUUAAAAAGGAAAAAAAAAUUUAAACAAAAAAUUGCAUACAACACAUUAGAUGCUAAACUAGAUACACUUGCACAAUGCAAAAUGACUGAUAAGGUUUUAUUAUUGAUAUACGAUUAAAAUUCAAAUUUACCAAUUAUUAACUAUUAUUAAUUUAAUAUUUAAAACAUUGAAAUUAUUUUGUUAGUAUUUAUUAAUUAAGUAUCUUAUUGUUUUGUAUUAUUUGUAUAGUCUCUUCAAACAGAAACACUUGAACAAAAAUUGAAUGAACACAAAAAUGAAUGGAGUAUUUUCCUAAAACCCAAAGAAAUCACUGUCCCUGACAUUUAUGAAGUAGUGCAGCAAGUUAGAAUGAAUUUAAUAUCAAAUAUUUUAAUUGAUCAUUGUUUAUUUUAUUACACUUAUUUUUAAACAACUACAUAAAUAAAUAAAUAAUACUCAAUUGAGUCACGUUUUACUUUUUGACUUCGUGAUUUUACCUAACGAUGAACUUUAAAUACACAUCAUAAUAUUCCAUUUAUUUGUUUAUUUAUUUAUUUAUAUAGUUAUUUACUAGUACCUUAACCAUUUAAUAAUUUUUGUUUUACUUUAUUAUUUAAUUAUUUUAAACAAACAUUGAAUAUUUGUCUAUGAUUUAUAAUAUUCCAUGUAUUAAUUUUUAAUUUUACUAAAAUCUUUAGAGAUCAUAAGAUUAUUUUGUUAUUGAGCUUGAGCUUAAUACAAACUUAAUUAAAUAUAUUUAUUUUAGCUAUGUAAUUUUUAUUAUUCAUAUAAUAAACUUGUUGAUGUUUUAGGUGAGAAAUCAUACAGGAUUGUCUUACAAUUUGUCUCAAGUAGCUGUCUCUGUUGUGAUUCAGAAUUUGUCAAAACUAGUAGAUGAACCAGGAAAGUCUGGUCUCAAUACUAUACACAAUAUAAUAGAUACAUUUCCUCCUACAAAUGCAACAUUACCUGUAGAGUGUUUGGAAAAUACAAAGGAUGGACAAAGCAUGCUUCAAUUAUUGGGAUAUUUAACAGAAGCUAAAGAAGAUUCUCAACAACGUUCAUGGCAAAUAUAUGAUGAUCAUGUACAAAUUGAAAACUGUUUAAUAGAACUUACAAGUAUCUUGGUAACUAUCUUAUCUGUUAACAAUAUCAAUAAUUAUUAGUAAUAUUGUAUAUUAACAAGUUAAUCUAACCACCCUCCCAUUGUACUGGCUACAUAAUCAAAAGCCAUCACAUUUAGUUUUUUUUUUUUUUUGAAAUUGCAUAAUAUUUAAGUUUUCAAUUGGCUAAAUUAAACAAAUAAAGAGUAAAACCACAUCACAAAGAAAAUACAGGUUAUUUUAGGAAAUGUUAUUUAAUAAAAUUAUUUAUAACUUUUAUAAAUUAUAAUUGAUUUUAAUUAGUUAAUAUUUACAACAAAAUAUUAAACAUGCAUUUAUGUAUUUAUCAUUGGACAUGUAAUAUUUAUGUGUGUUACCAGAAAUAAUGAUAAUUCUUAAUAAGGAAAGAAAAUUAUAUCAUUUCUUAAGGAUAACAUGCAAUAUUCUCACAUGGUAAACUUACUUGACAUUUCGAGUUACAAAUUCUGAAUGCUGAUCUGCUGGCACACCCCUCGAUUUGUUGUGCAUACUUUUCUACCAAAAAUCUGCUCCGAUUUAUCAAGUGUAGCUUAUUUUCUGAAAGGAAAUUUUAUCUCCAUGAUAACUCGAGGAAGUCAUUUUUUGAUUUUUCCAAGAGUUUUCCCAGUAAAUGUGUAAUACUACGAACAACAGUACAAUAUUAAACAAAUAUUACUGAAGAAAAUAUAUAAUGCCUAUUUAAUUAUUUUAACAUAUAUAUUGUUGACAAAGCAUAUCACUAUCAACUGAACUGUACUUAGAAUAAUUUUUCGUUAGUAAUGGUUUAUCAUUGCUUACAGUUAGUGUACAUUAAAUUACUUAUAACAGUAGCUGCACCCUUCCCCAUUAUCCUAGGAUGUCUUUUUUUUUGUUUUGCUCUUGUUUAUAUAAAAUGUACAUUGUAAAUGUGAAUUUUCAUGUCUUCCCUGCUUUUUUUUCAAGCCAUCCAGGUUUCGAAACACUGUUAUAAAUAAAUAUAUUCUAUAGCCAUUUGGAAAUGUGUCCCGUAGCUAAAUAUGUAUACAUACAACCAUUUCCUAAACUGUCAACAUUUCUGGUAACAUAUAUAAAUUGCAUGUAUUUAUUGUUUUCUAAUCUAAUGUGCUAUAGAUUAUUGUGUGAAUAUCUAUAUUUGCCUAAAAUAUAAUUUAGUUAUAAAUAAUAUUUUUAAGUAGAAUCAUUGAAUUGCAUUAAAAAUAAAUAAAUUAUAAUGAUUAUUCUAUAAUAUGUUAAAUAUUAUUUUUAAAGUAUAUAUUUUAUUAUAUUAAUUAUUUUGUUUUUGUAGAAAAAUGCAGAUCCUAUGGUUAUAAACCAUAUUUUAAAAGUUGACCAAUAUUCAUCUAUUAACAGUUUAUUAGAAUAUUAUCAAAUGGAAUUGAGAUGGGUGAUUCAAAAACGUCUGCUCGAAAUAUUUUCAGAACUAUGUAAACUUAAUUUUGUUGUAGUAGAAAUCAUAAUUAAUUCCAUACUACCAAUGGAAUUGGCCAGGUAUUCUUUAUAAUGAGUAUUUUUAAAAUGCAUUUUAUGUUUAAUAAAUGUAUUUAUAUUUAACAUUAAUAAUUAUUUAUUAGUGUAUUAUUAAUUUAUAUACAUUAUAGUAAUUGUAAAAAGGUUUAUUGUUAUACUUAAUUGGUAAUGAAAAGUAAUUUGAAAUAUUUUUAUUGUUAUUGAAAUUCUGCCAGGCAUGAUAUAAACCAUUGUCGUAGACACCUUGUCUGUUAGAAAAUGUGUUUACAUGCUUACUCCUAGUGGAAUUUUAAAAAUCUUAUUGGAUCAAUGCCUAAAAGUACCUGUUUUUUUAUUCUAAUGUAUAUUACUUUUUUAUUUUGUUAAAAUAAUAUUCAUUUUGAAUAUAAGUAAUUAAUUAUUCAAAAUAAUAAUAACAAAUGACAUUUGAUUAACGCUAAUACAUAAAUUAUUUAAUUAAUGUUUUUAUAUAGUUAAUCACUUUUCUAUACGCAUAUUUUAUAAUAAAGAUAUUAUUAUUAAAAUAAUACAAAUUAAAAGUGUAUUUAAAAUGUAUGUUAUAAAUUAUGUAUAUUUUAAUUUUUUAGAGAUGUGCAAAAUGAUAAAGAUGAUUUUAACAAGCAAAUUAUUCUUGCGGAAUUCUUAACACUUGUUUUGUCAGUUGGAGAAACUUUACCUAUUUCUUGCUUUGGUAAAAUAUUGUAUCUAAAUUUUUAACGAUUGAGGCUAAUACAUUUAAUUUUACAGAAUAUAUGAAUUUGGAUUUUGUUACUAAAAUACUGAGAGAUAUAGAAGACACUGAACAAAAAUCGUCUACUGAUGAAAAAAAGGCCGAAUGCAUGAUAAAUUUAUUGUUGGCUUAUAAUCUUCAGUUUUCAAAUGUUGAAUCAAAUAUAACACUAUCUGGAUUGGCUCAACGAGAUAAUGCCAAAGUACUUACUGAAAAUUUGUUGAUUUUACUUAAUACUGAAAGUUAGUAUAUUAAUUUAUUUGUAUUAUAUAUAUAUAUAAGUAUAAAAUAAGGAAUGCUAAUUAUUUAUUUUUGAAUAGAAGAUCCUGUACAAAUCUUGAAGUUAAAGAAGAAACCAAAGAACUCCGUAGAAAAAUUAUUGAUUGAUAUUCUGUCUGAUCCAAAAACUGCCAAAUUAUUUUAUGUUAAUGACAUAGAAGUAUUAAUUGAUAUUAUUAUAAGGCAAUUAUUGAAUAUUCCUUCUGAUGAAAUGGUAAUAAUUAAUUUAAUUUUAAAUUAAAUAGUUUUGGUUAAUUUAACAAAUAUAUAUUAAUCAGUAUUAGUAGAAAAUUGCUCUUUACUUGUAGAGCGUAGACGUAUAAUUUGAUUUUCAAAUGAUCACCUUUGAUUUGAAAUGUAUAUUAUUUUAGUAAAAAAAAUCAUUAAGCUAUUUAUUUAUUGUUUAAAUGUUCAAAAUAAUAAAUUUUGCAAGCUUAAAAUUACAACUUUGUGAUUUAAAUUUUUAAAUAAAAAGUUAAAAAAUUUUAGGUAAAAACGGAAAAAUAUUUAUUUAUUAUACAAUUAUAAAAAGACGGGCAUAUUUCGUUCUAUGGUUGACCCAUUGUUGUAAGUGAGAAGUUGAGAAGGUAGAAUAUAGAAGAGAAAUAAUUAAUGUAUAUUCAAUGUUUGAUCAUUGCUAACAAAACGCGAUUCUAGAUUCGGAGCAGAGUUCUGUUAUACAUAUUUUAAAAGACUAAUAUUUAUAAUUUUUAUCAAAAUUCUUAAAAAAAAUACUAGAUAAAAAUUUUUUUUGUUGACCAAUAAUUAUGACUUAUAAUGUCAAAUCCUGUCAAAUUUUCAAACAUUUCUGUUUGGUCUAACAAUUUUAUCCACAGAGUAUGUAUCUACUAAAUAAUACAAAUUACAUAAAAAAAACUUGUAAAAUUAAAAUGUCUUAAAAUGUAAAUAUGACUCAAAUAUUUUGAACAUUUUGCCAUGUCUAGGAAAAAAAAAUAUAAGUUUUCUGUCUAAAUUUCAAGUCUACAAAUAUUUCUAACUGAAUUAUGAUAAAAAAAACAAAUUGAAAAUAAUAAAAGCAUUAUUUUCAUAAUUUUUCUAGUUUUUUAACGGUUUUCUUCAAUUAUUAUUUUGAAAACUACUGUGCAAAUCAAAAAAAUAUUGCCUUAAAAUACCCCCACAGGAAAAUUUACUUUCAGAAAAGGUGCUACACUUGAAAAUCAGAGCAAGAUUUAUGGUUAAAAUUUUAAUACACUCCUUGCUUUGUUCAGAAUGUAAAAUUAUAUAAUAUAUUAAUAUCCAUGUUCAUGAAUAAUUUUAUUAAUUAGACAUUUCUACAAUGAUUUUAACUUUAAGAAAUUGUAUUAACUAUGUCAUAAUAAAAAUGCCAUAUUGUUUUUACUUGUUUAAUAAUUAUUUGUGUUUAAACUUUAAACAAUAAUUAGUCAUUAUUUUUAACCUUAUUUUAUUUAGGCUCGUACAUCAUACUUGGAACUUUGUAAAAAUGUGAUCUUCAAUACAGAAUAUUUGGUCCGUGGCCAUAAGUUAUCUGAUCUAAAUGACUGCCUUCGAGAAAUUAUUGCAGAUGAUAGUUCAUGUACAAAAGAACAAGAUAUUUUUAUAAUUGAGGAAAUCUAUUCAAAAUAUCCGGACUCAUUCAACAAAACUUGAUUAUUAAAUAUAUAUUAAUGACAAUGUAAUAUAUUUGCUUAUUUGCUAUAUUACUAAUUAUUUAUAUAUGUUUAUGUGCCGAAUAUUACUUUUUAUUAAAUUGUAUUAGAAACUAAAAAUCCUUCUGCUACAAAGUAAAACAGUCUACUAAUCCUAAAAUUUAAGCAAAGAAUUACAGUUGAGAAAUACAAAUAAUAUUGCAUAAUGUACAUACUGGAAAAUAGAUUUUUGAUUAAUCAAACCAUUUUUGUAUGAUAAUGUUGCGGAUAUAAUAAUAUUAUGUUACAAAAAUACAUAACAGGUUCUUAAAUAAAAAAAAAAAAAUAGGUAUUCUUAAUUAUUUGUAGGAAACAAGUUUUUUUUUUUUUUUAUUAAAUAAUAAUAUAAUAUGUUGUUUUCUAUAGACUCAAGAGUCGUCAGUUUUACUGUUUAUCUCUGUUUCUAUACAAUGAAUAUUUAUGCAACUAAUUUAAACUUAAGUAAAAAUUUGUUCUUUGCUUAAAUUUGUAGACUACAUUUUAUUGCAGCAGAACUGUAAGUUACUUUUUAAUGUAGUUGCUUUUUCAUGUGUUGCUUACUACUGUGAUAAAUGGAAUUAAUACUAUCCUUUAAUAGUACUAAUUCCUCUGAACAGUUAUCAUCCUUAGUUACAAUUUUUUUUUAUUUCUGGUUGAUUGAUCACCAAAAUCAUUUAGGGGAACUAUAAAUGUUCUAUUGGUAAUUGGUGUCUUUCUAACAUUCACUGAAGUUUUUGCCGAUACUUUAGACUCCAGACAUGAAAUAAUUUGAACUUCUACUAUUACUCUUUAUUUGUCUGCAUUUAAAAAGCAUCAGCUUUGUAAUUUUCUUGUAUCCUUGUAGAAUUGUAAGCUCUUUUUGAACUUAGAAAAGUUCUUAGGAAUAGAUUUAUGCUUAAGUUUGUCAAUGGAUUUAUGUAUUUUAUGUAUUUUUAAAAUAUUUAUGAGGUUUUUUUUUCUCAGGGUUUUAUAUUUUUCUUUAAUAAAAAUGUCAUACCUGAAAAUACAGUAUUUGCUUGUAUAACUUAAAUGAUUUAAAUUACUGCUUUUGAAAGGUUAUUAUGAAUGAUAAGUUAACAUAUUAAAAUAACCAGACCGUUUAUACUAUUGAGAAGAUUUAUUUAAGGUAUCCGAGACUUAUUUAAUAAAAAUUGAUUAAAUACCUAUCUACUAAUUACAAUAUAUUAUUUUUGCUUAUUUGCUACGCUAUUAAUAAUUAUUAAUCAAAGGGUGUGUACAAAAAAAAGUGAUGAUUAUUCAUAUACCUGUUUAUUUGUGCCAAAUAUUACCUCUACAUCCAUUAUUAUUAUUAUUAUUACUAUAUUGAAUAGCAUAGGCUCAACUAGAGAAGUGCAGGGGGUCUUUAGCACUCCCGAGUUUAAAAUUAGCACCGUCAAAAACCCCAUUUAAGUUUGUCUUAGUAAUAAUAGAAUAUUUUAUCCAUAUAUUUCAUAUUUAAUGAACAGAACAAAAUACAGUUUUCCUACACACAAUGCAUGUGUGUAUGAAAAACAAUAUUAAAAUAAUGAUAAUAAAUUUGUGUACCUACAAAAAAUUGUAAAUGGAAGGUGUAGGUAACUGUUGUAAAAGUCAUUUAAAUGGGGUUGUGGGGACAUAGCCUCUAUGAGUCUUUGAUGUGUAUAUAAUUUUAGCACCCCCAGAAUUGGUGGUCUAGUUGCGCCUAUGUUAAAUAGUGAAUACUAUUAUUUUUACAUUUAUUACUAUUACAUUAUAAUAUUAUAUUGUCUUAUAAUACCUAUUACCUACUAUUUUAAGUUACUAUCCAUUUUGUUGGUUUUAAAAUCAAAAUUAUUCAUGUAACAUUUAGAAAUGUUUUACACAUUAAUUAUACAAUAUUAUUACUCAUAUUAUAUUGAUUGAUCUAUUAUAUUAAUUCAUUUUUUACUUUAAUUAUUAUAUUAUAUUAUUAACUGUUGAGCAUUAUAUUAAAAAUGUCACCUAUUUUAAAAUACAUGCUAGUAAUAAUCAAAAAUAUCUUGUAACAGUUUAUAGCAUUAAAAAUAAAAAUAUAAC